AUGUCUGAAUCACCUACCCAUGAUCCUCUUGGUCGCUCAAGAACUGAAAUUGAUGUCGAAGUGACUAUGGCCAUUCUCGUCUGCCUCUCAGCCGUAGCCGGUAACUUGCUCGUUGUUUAUGCUAUUAACAGAGAUUCCAGGCUUCACAACGUCACCAACAUAUUCAUUUCAAAUCUUGCAUUGACUGACAUUGCCGCGGCUACGAUAGACAUGCCAUUCUGGAUUGCGAGCCUUUAUGCGGGGACCCGGAAUUUCAGCCAAGUGUGGUGUCAGAUAGCCGGAUUAGCGUUUUCCAUUUUGGCUGUGGCUUCCAUAUUCACCAUCGGAUUGAUAACCUUCAAUCGGUACCUAAAAGUCGUAAAACCCAUCCUGUACAAAAAAGUAUUCCCCAGUAAAAAAGCAGCUUGGCUGUAUUGUGUUUUAGUUUGGCUGGUUGCCAUUUUUCGUGGCGUGCCCAUACUUAGUGGGGGGAUAGGGGUAUCAUAUAAGACAAAACUUGGCGUUUGUACUUCGGAGAGCGGCAUACUCUCACAGUUUGUUACUGGAGUGUUUAUUUACGGAGUCUUGAUCAUAAUAUUUUACUGUCACUUUAAAAUCUACAAAGCUGUGAGAGAAAGCACGAACAAUUUAAACGCUCAUGGGGAAAGAAACGGCUCUUCAAAUGAUUCUCGACGUUCCGCUGACGUAAGAGUCUUAAAGACAUGCUUCACUGUGGCCUGUUUCUAUGUGAUUACAUGGUUUCCAAUCUCCAUUAUCGUCGUCAUUUGGCCUUUUGGGUAUGAUAUUCCUCAAGUGGUUUGUACAGGAAGCAUUUUCCUGAUGUUCUCAAGCAGCCUUGUAAAUCCAUUUAUCUAUGGGGUUAUGAAUCCACAGUUCAAACUGGCUUUCAAGAGGGCACUUAGUUGUGGUCGCUAUGGUAACGGAAACACUGAUUUGAAUCACUUAAGGAAUAGAGUAAGACGCGAGGUUGCAAGAGGAUUAGAGUCUGCAGCAUAA
Stylophora pistillata is the source of this 996-nucleotide messenger RNA. RefSeq names its product melatonin receptor type 1A-A-like. Gene Ontology annotation, molecular function: G protein-coupled receptor activity. Gene Ontology annotation, biological process: G protein-coupled receptor signaling pathway. The record is from RefSeq and is a predicted model, not a curated record. Lineage: Eukaryota; Metazoa; Cnidaria; Anthozoa; Scleractinia; Pocilloporidae. Gene Ontology annotation, cellular component: membrane.